UGCAUUGUCUUGGAGCAAUCCAGAAUCUGAGAAAACGAGAAACGAGAUCACCCCAGCCCCUUAUAAAAAUACCUUCAUCGGCUCCCGAAGUCCUUAGCACACUCAUCAAUCUUCUUCUCUCCUCAGUUUCUCUUGGACUUUGACCAUUCACUGCUCACUCACUAAGACUAAGCUAAUCCUAUCUCAGUCCAAACCGCGAGAAUGAAGGUCCACGGAGCCGUAUUCACAACCGCAUCCCGGAGAGUGUUCGCUUGCCUCUACGAGAAAGAGCUCGACUUCGAGUUAGUUCCGGUUGACAUGAGAGCCGGCCACCACAAAAAGGAACCAUUCAUUUCUCUCAAUCCGUUUGGUCAAGUGCCGGCAUUUGAAGAUGGAGAUAUGACACUCUUUGAGUCUAGGGCAAUUAACCUAUACGUUGCACACGCAUAUGAAGACAAGGGGACCCAAUUGAUCUGUCAUGGAAAGAAGAUGGCAAUCUUAUCGAUGUGGAUGCAGGUGGAGGCCAACCAGUUCGACCCGGUUGCUUCAAAGCUGGUUUGGGAGCUUGUUAUCAAGCUGAUCUUUGGGAUGACAACGGACACGGCGGUGGUGGAGGUGCAGGAGGCCAAACUGGGUCAAGUUUUGGACAUAUACGAGGUUCGAUUGGGUCAGUCCAAGUACUUGGGUGGAGACAACUUCACCUUGGCGGAUCUGCACCACCUCCCGAACAUUCAAUACUUGAUGGGUACCCAAGUCAAGAAACUGUUUGAUUCACGGCCCCAUGUCAACGCCUGGUGCACCGAUAUCCUGGCUAGGCCAGCUUGGCUUAAGGUUCUUGCAAUGCAACCCAACAAUUAAUCUGCAAUUGCUCUGUAAUUUAGGGAAGUAAUUUUUGCACUCCUCUUUUAUCUUUUAGCACUUCUUCUCGUGUCAUUAUUCAUGUGAAUUGAGAAAAUUAUCCUUCAUAUGUGGAAACUGGAAAGUGAAUUAAGACACAAGGAUAGUU
This is a messenger RNA of Rhododendron vialii, 985 nucleotides long. RefSeq names its product glutathione S-transferase-like. Bases 202 to 837 code for a protein of 211 amino acids. Lineage: Eukaryota; Viridiplantae; Streptophyta; Magnoliopsida; Ericales; Ericaceae. The transcript has 3 exons. The record is from RefSeq and is a predicted model, not a curated record. Gene Ontology annotation, molecular function: glutathione transferase activity; glutathione binding. Gene Ontology annotation, cellular component: cytoplasm.